GGUGCAGACGCCCUUCGAGGGCCUCUCGGACGCCCUGCUGGAGCGCUGGGUGGCCAGCUCGUUCUACCUCAUGUGCGCCGACCGCUGGCUCACGCUGCGCCUGAACCUGCUGGGCACGGCCAUCACGCUCGUCACCGCCAUCCUCCUGGUGCACGGGCGGGAGACCACCGGGGCGGCCGCGGCGGGACUGACGCUCCUCUACGCGCUCAAGGCCCCUUGGCGAGUGACACCGGCGCCCAGUCCCGAUUGGCCGAGCCACGGUGCUGUUCGGUUUGCAGGCUUCAGCACUCGCUACCGGCCUGAACUGAACCUUGUGCUCAGGAACGUCAAUUUGAACAUCGAUCCGUCCGAGAAGGUGGCCCUUGUGGGACGCACGGGGUCCGGCAAGUCGUCGCUGACGCUGUCGCUGUUCCGCAUAUUGGAAGCCGCCACGGGAAACAUCUUCAUCGACGACGUCGACAUCUCGGCGCUGGGGUUGCACGACCUGCGCACCAAGCUCACCAUCAUCCCACAGGACCCUGUGCUGUUCGCGGGAUCGUUGCGCAUGAACCUGGACCCAAAUGAGGAGUAUAGCGACGAGCAGGUGUGGGCGGCACUGGAGAAGGCGCACCUCAAGCGCUUCUUCCAGAACAAGCCGGGGAACAUCUCCUUCCUCGUGGAGGAGGAGGGACAAAACCUCAGCGUGGGCCAGCACCAGCUCAUCUGUCUGGCCCGAGCGCUCCUGCGCAACACCAAGGUGCUAGUGCUGGACGAGGCCACAGCGUCCGUGGAUCCGGACACGGACGGCCUGGUACAGCGCACCAUUCGCCGGGACUUCGGCCACUGCACCGUCAUCACGGUCGCUCACCGCCUACAGACCAUCAUGGACGUGGACAGGAUCGUGAUGAUGAGGGACGGCGAAAUCGUGGAGGUCGGGUCGCCCGAAAAGCUGUUACGCGACCGUGAGUCCGCCUUCCACGCCAUGGCCCGGGAGGCUGGACUUACCAGGACGGAAUCCGACGCUGCCUCGGGAACCACCGUCGUCCUAGACGCCUGACGACGACGCCUUGUUGGAGGCGUAAAACAAGCUAUUGAAAAAUCACUUCUUUUUUUUUAAGUAUGUUUUUUAGCAGUGCAGCUGCAUGUAUACGUGUUCGGACGAAACUCGUUUGAAAAUGUAAAUAAAAGUAGCAAUUAGGAAGAUAGACAAAUAGCACCGUUCUUCAGCCCACGUAGAGGAGGUU
Messenger RNA from Ixodes scapularis (black-legged tick), 1223 nucleotides. Its product is annotated as ATP-binding cassette sub-family C member 2. The transcript is spliced from 6 exons. The record is from RefSeq and is a predicted model, not a curated record. NCBI's taxonomy places the organism in Eukaryota, Metazoa, Arthropoda, Arachnida, Ixodida, Ixodidae. The coding region runs from base 71 to 1036 and encodes 321 amino acids. Gene Ontology annotation, cellular component: membrane. Gene Ontology annotation, biological process: transmembrane transport. Gene Ontology annotation, molecular function: ATP binding; ATPase-coupled transmembrane transporter activity; ATP hydrolysis activity.